GUGGUGGUGCGGGCGGGGCGAGGAAGGCAGGCGGGUUAUGAGAGGAAUCGCCGCCAUCUUGCGAAGGGCGCGCUUAAACGCAGCCAUGCUGAGAAGGUCUCCUCGCACAUAAUUCUUCUCUUCCCAAGCCCCACUUUAUGAGGCUUUUUAUGCGGGGGGCUUGCUUCCGCCAGUUUGGGGGAGGUCAAAGGUUGCCGUCAUGCUACCCGUCUGUCAAGGCUCCUGCGUCUCUCUGGUCUCCGGGGAAGCAUUUAAUCCUUAUCUCUGGUGUUUUAACCCUGUUUAAGCCUUGACAGCAAGCCUUACAAGGAAGGAUAGAAACGGCGAUCGCCGGGAGCCAUCUUAGGAAGGUCGUUUCCGCAUCCCCGAGCCAAGGGAGGCUGCUCAGCGACCACUGGGAUGAGGUGUUCAAGCGCAAGAUCGUUAUGUAACUGUGGACUGAGGCUGCUGCCAUCUUGAGAAGGACUCCCCCCCCCACACUUCUUGGAAGGACCACCAUUUUGUAGCAUUGCGUUUCAUGGACUCUAUAGUCUAUAGAGUCCAUAGCUCACUCAUAACGGCAGCCAACUGACAGUUUGGAUGCUGGCUGGAGAAAAGAGGCUCUUCUCUUUGCACCAAUCCUUUACUCAUUCAUUACUGCUUGUGGAGGAGACCUGUGGUGCUUCAGGUUAAGAACAGUUUCAGGUUAAGAACGGACCUCCAGAACGAAUUAAGUACUUAACCCGACGUACCACUGUACUAAAUUGACCUCAUAGCCCCCAUGAGUGGGUCAGUAGCAGUGGUAAACCCUCCAAAAGGAACUGGCAUAAGGUUCCCUCAUAUCCCGUGUGUGUCAGUUGCUGUUCUUUAUCUUGGAAUGGGAAUAAGAGUUUCAACAGCAAUCUGUAGCAAGGAUAGGUUAAAAAUGAAUGAAUUGAAGUUUCUGAACCAAUAUGUGAAUAGGAACACAGCUGUCUCCUUUGAAAAUUGCACUUGCCUGAAUAGUCAGAUGCAGCUCUUCAAAAGAAUGUGCAUCCAAAAAUAAAUUUCUGCAAAUAAAUAUCGUGAAUGGAGUGGUAGAUGUUGAAAGAACAGCUAAGCAGACUCCACCAGGACAAUAACCACCAGCUCUUGGGUUGUGCCCUUUCCCUGGUGCACUGACCCUGCAAGGUUGCUUGGACUAAGCAGCCAAGCCCAGCAGUCUCUUCUCUGGUUGGCAUCAGAGUUGGAUGAUCCAUGGCUGCCCGGACUAUGCUGAGUUUCUGCUCUUCCCAGAUUGUGCUCCUCCUCCUGUUGCUGAGAGGUACCAAUAAAAAUUCUGCUCAACCAGCCUGCGGCCAGCCUGAAGUGAAGCACACCACUCGUUUAACUGGGUGGCAGGAAGCUGAUGAAGGGGAAUGGCCAUGGACCGUCAGCAUCCGAAGGAACAGGGUACAUGUGUGCGGUGGAAGCCUGAUCUCAUCUCAGUGGGUGGUGACAGCUGCCCAUUGCUUUGAUGGGCCACUGAAUGUACGUGAGUACAGAGUAAACGUGGGGGAAUAUGAGCUCACUGCACCCUCAGCUGCCAUGUUCUCAUCCAAUGUCAACAAGAUCAUAAUACACCCGUUUUAUGCUGGAGUUGGCCUUAGUGCCGAUAUUGCUCUGGUGCAGCUGGCAAAUGCAGUGCGUUUCUCCAAAAUGAUUAUGCCUGUCUGCCUCCCAAAUACUUUUCAACCUUUUGUCUUCUACGGAGGGAUGAUGUGCUGGAUUGCUGGCUGGGGCGUCCCCUUUAAAGGAGCCUCCCUAGUCACUCAGACCCUACAGAAGGUGGAAGUGCUGAUCAUAGAAGCUGAAGACUGCAACGGAGUCUAUCACAACAUAAGUAGUGACAAGACCAUCCCCAAGGGCUACAGGUUCAUCUAUGAUGACAUGAUCUGUGCUGGGUAUUCAGAAGUUGGGAAGCAUGCCUGCUUUGGCGACUCAGGAGGACCUCUAGUCUGUCAGCAGAAUGAUAUCUGGUUCCUGACGGGAGUUAGCAUAACAUUUGGUUGUGUGGAGAGCUCUCAACCCGGCAUCUACACCCUAGUCACCUCCUUCAUGGACUGGAUUGAAGACACCACACAUGAGAAAUUGGCAGCCACUGAUGUCCAUACCAGUUUGGCUACCCUCUUGAUUCCACUCCUUCUCCUGGCCUUAACCAAUGUCCUUUUGUGACCCACCCUACCUUCUCCCAAUGUGUUUCACUGUGGCCAUCUUGCUUUGGCGUGCAAGUUGGCCUGUCCUCAGAGAAAGCUUGGAAGGUCUGAAUGCUGACCCUCGAAGACUGAGCUUCUACUGGGGGACAAAUCUGUGUAUUUCCUUCUUCCUUACCUUGUUUUGCUCAACUGAUGAGAAGCGACUGAGCUAGAUUUGAAAAAUAAAAUGUCUGGAAAUGUAA
Molecule: messenger RNA, 2395 nt
Organism: Podarcis muralis (Common wall lizard)
Lineage: Eukaryota; Metazoa; Chordata; Lepidosauria; Squamata; Lacertidae
Product: serine protease 27-like
Biological process (GO): proteolysis
Molecular function (GO): serine-type endopeptidase activity
Source: RefSeq, a predicted model, not a curated record